Messenger RNA from Thlaspi arvense, 996 nucleotides. The record is from the annotation of a GenBank genome assembly. NCBI's taxonomy places the organism in Eukaryota, Viridiplantae, Streptophyta, Magnoliopsida, Brassicales, Brassicaceae.
AUGCCUUCCAUGGCAGAAGAGCCGCUUCUUACUCCAACCCCAGACAGAUUCUGUAUGUUCCCGAUUCACUACCCACAGAUCUGGGAGAUGUACAAGAAGGCCGAAGCAUCGUUUUGGACGGCGGAGGAAGUCGAUCUAUCUCAGGACGGUCGCGACUGGGAGAAUCUCAACGACGGCGAGCGGCACUUCAUCAAACACGUCCUCGCCUUCUUCGCCGCCUCAGACGGAAUCGUUCUGGAGAAUCUCGCUUCUCGAUUCAUGUCCGAUGUUCAAGUCUCGGAGGCGCGUGCUUUCUACGGGUUCCAGAUCGCGAUCGAGAACAUCCAUUCCGAGAUGUACAGUCUCCUCCUCGACACUUACAUCAAGGACAACAAGGAGAGAGACCAUCUGUUUCGCGCAAUCGAAACCAUCCCUUGCGUCGCGAAGAAGGCGCAGUGGGCGAUGACGUGGAUCGACGGAUCCCAGACUUUCGCGGAGCGUAUCGUCGCCUUCGCCUGCGUCGAAGGCAUCUUCUUCUCCGGUAGCUUCUGCUCGAUUUUCUGGCUGAAGAAACGCGGGCUCAUGCCGGGACUAACCUUCUCCAACGAGUUGAUCUCUCGAGACGAAGGCUUGCACUGCGAUUUCGCGUGCCUCAUCUACACUCUGUUGAGGACGAAGCUCUCGGAGGAGCGCGUGAAGUCGAUCGUCUGCGACGCCGUCGAGAUCGAGAGGGAGUUUGUGUGCGACGCGCUUCCCUGCGCGUUGGUGGGGAUGAACCGGGACCUGAUGAGCCAGUAUAUCGAAUUUGUUGCGGAUAGGCUUUUGGGUGCGCUUGGGUACGGGAAGGUGUACGGUGUGGCGAAUCCGUUUGAUUGGAUGGAGUUAAUCUCGCUUCAGGGUAAAACAAACUUCUUCGAGAAGCGAGUGGGUGAUUACCAGAAGGCCUCCGUUAUGUCUAGCGUUAACGGAAACGGCGCGUUUGAUAACCAUGUCUUCUCGCUCGACGAGGAUUUCUAG